Molecule: messenger RNA, 939 nt
Organism: Mesoplodon densirostris (Blainville's beaked whale)
Lineage: Eukaryota; Metazoa; Chordata; Mammalia; Artiodactyla; Ziphiidae
Gene: FXYD5
Product: FXYD domain containing ion transport regulator 5
Exons: 10
Coding region: 88-612 (174 amino acids)
Biological process (GO): regulation of sodium ion transmembrane transporter activity
Cellular component (GO): membrane
Molecular function (GO): sodium channel regulator activity
Source: RefSeq, a predicted model, not a curated record
CCCACUUCUGAGACCCUCCCCCUGGCCCUCCUUCCCGAAGCCGAAGACCCUGGCAGGGGUCUUGGAAGCCAGAGGUGCCUGCUCAGGAUGUCGCCCUUUGGUCGCCUGUGUCUCCUGGUCUUCGCUGGCCUGAUUCUCCCCACCAGAGGACAGACAUUGGAGGAGGCCACAUCCAUUACUCUAGCAGACCCAGUCACUGAGAACGUUCAGGUCCUGACUCCAGCCCCAGACACCGUCCACCCAGAACUCCAGCCCACUCCUCAGACUUCAACCCUGCAGGCUGAAGCAACCCCAAACCAAAUGGAGAUGCACACCCAGCAACCGACGGAAAUGGAUGUGCUUCUAACAACAGGUCCGGGGACAGACAAGAGCAGGACGCAAGGCCCCACGCCCCCCAAGACCCGACUCCCAGGCAAAAACGUCAAGAGGGACCCCGCCCUCAGGCAGACUGGUUCAAGCGAGGACGACCCCUUCUCCUAUGACGAGAGCACCCUCCGGAAACGGGGGCUGUUGGUGGCAGCCGUGCUGUUCAUCACCGGCAUCGUCAUCCUCACCAGCUGGGCUCAGCUGGACGGUUCUUCUGGUUGCAGCUGGAUUUAUUCACGCGUCUGAGGUCAGCCGCAGGUGGCAAGUGUAGGCAGUUGCCCCGGUUAUGCUGGAGUCAUGACAGAUGAGUCUGUCAGAAGUGGGGGCUGAUGACCUGAUGGGCACCCCGACACUGAGCCCCCGCUGGCUCACCGUGCCUGGCCUCCUCCCUCCCCUCGAAGGACCUACAGACUAGUCAACAAAGCCCAGCCUGAGAGGUAGGACGUGGAUGGAGCCAGAGCCGGAACUGGUGGCCUGAGCCCCCUACUCUCCCAGCCCUGCCCUCCCUGAAGGCUGACUGGCUCCGCAUUUAUCCAUUCUGUUCCGACAAGAAGUAAAGCACUGUGGUCUUUG